GGAGCUGGAUGCCCUCUCCAAGUUUGGAUUGCAGAAGUAAUCUGUCUCACACCACACAUUCCACUUGGAUCUAAUCUUGCUAUGUGUCCAGAUCUGUUUCAGGAGGAAGUCUUGCUUUUCACUAGCUAACAAGUCUCAAACCUUGUGAUCUAACCUCACUCCCCAAGCCUUGUUUUCCCCCCUCAGCUGUUUUCUCCUCUCCCUGUGAUCUCUCUGGACCAGCUGCUGUUACAGGAGCCCUGAUGUCUUCAUUUGACUCCCCGCAGUUGUUGAUGGUGUGUGUUUCUCAGAUUCCUGAGAAGGAUUUUAGCAUCCAGACCUGCAUUGUGCAUAAUUUCUGCAGCUUCUUCUGCUGAUCUUGGAAGGAAGAGAGAUUUAGCAGCUUAUUGCCUUACCAAGCUGUCUCCUGCCCUCUGGUAAAUAGGAGCUUCUUCAGUCUGAUGCCACCAGCCUGGAUGUAUCUCAGGUCCACCUGACCACCCUAUGCUGUGUGACAGUUAACUCAUAGAGAGAGAAAAUAAAAAAUCAAAACACUUCUGGAGCAACUUUUUGUGGACACCUGAACACCUUACAGAGGUCACAGAAUUUCUGGAGGUUGGAUUCAUGUCCAACUUGGGUCUCAAGAGGCCAGACAAACGGUCCCUUUCUUGGAAGUCUUUCUAAGAUGAAGUUAUGGGCUAUUCUGGCUGUCUGCAUUUUGCUGCUGAGUUCUGUGUCCAACACCCCACUGCCUUCCAACUGGUUAGCUGGUAAGAAAAGUUCCCAGGAGCAGGAACCUCAGAAGAACGAAGAGGACCAAGCUUUGGGGAUGUACGAAACAAUUCCUGAAGGUCCCACUCCCAGUGAGGGAACACCAGAUCUCCAGAAUUUCUCUGAAAUACCUGACGACUAUCCAGAUCAGUUUGAUGAUGUGCUGGAGUUCAUUCAAGACACCAUAAAAAGAAUUAGAAGGUCAUCCAACAAGCAAACUCUCUCCAGACGAGAGCGAGGAAGGCAGAGCUCAACAGCAACUCAAAAUUCCAGUAAAAAAGCAGGCAAAGACCGAAAGAAAAAAAACAAAGGCUGUGUGCUGAGGGAGAUACAUUUAAAUGUAACAGACUUGGGUUUGGGCUAUGAGACGAAGGAGGAACUUAUUUUUCGGUACUGCAGUGGAUCUUGUAAUAACCCUGAGACUACUUAUGACCAAAUUCUUAAAAAUCUGACGAUAAAGAAAAGGUUGGUUAAUGACAAGGUGAAACAGGCCUGUUGCAGGCCGAUUGCCUACGAUGACGAUUUGUCAUUUUUGGACGACAACUUAGUUUAUCAUACUUUGAAACAACAUUCCGCUAAGAAAUGUGGAUGCAUUUGAGUGGCUGAGAUUGUGCAUUUCAUUCCUACGAGUGAGGAGAAGGAAGGGAUCAAGAUUCCCGCGGCGGGCUUCAGUGGAGGAAGAUGAAGAAGAGGACCAAGGGUGAUGGAGCACCGAGUCUUCCUGGGAAUACGUUGGGGGUUUCUCCAACAAACACACCAGGGCUAAGAGUUACAAUACAGGGCCCCUGCUAGGGUCUGCAUGAGAAUGCCAAUAGCAGAACCUACUCUGAGACAAAGUUUUCAAUGGAAGGAUGUAUUUUCAUCAUUAUACAUGAGAUGGCCCACCAGCGGUGUUGACUGGAAAAGUCCAUAACCAGCUUUUAAACACGGCCGUUUAUACAUCAUGCAUGUCAGGUUUUCCUGUAUAUUUUUUUUUUUGUACAACAAGCACAGUGUAUAACGUGAUCCAUUAGUUCUGUAUUUGGGGUUUAAUUAAAAUAUUUGCUACUAUAAUACAUAUUACUUCAUACACAAGAUACAAUUGG
Messenger RNA from Spea bombifrons (plains spadefoot toad), 1835 nucleotides. It is a transcript of the gene GDNF, whose product is annotated as glial cell derived neurotrophic factor. Gene Ontology annotation, biological process: positive regulation of branching involved in ureteric bud morphogenesis; peripheral nervous system development; negative regulation of neuron apoptotic process. Bases 665 to 1348 code for a protein of 227 amino acids. The transcript is spliced from 3 exons. Gene Ontology annotation, molecular function: receptor tyrosine kinase binding; growth factor activity; glial cell-derived neurotrophic factor receptor binding. The record is from RefSeq and is a predicted model, not a curated record. NCBI's taxonomy places the organism in Eukaryota, Metazoa, Chordata, Amphibia, Anura, Pelobatidae.